Messenger RNA from Nematocida homosporus, 438 nucleotides. Its product is annotated as desumoylating isopeptidase 1. Gene Ontology annotation, biological process: protein modification by small protein removal. The transcript has a single exon. Gene Ontology annotation, molecular function: peptidase activity. NCBI's taxonomy places the organism in Eukaryota, Fungi, Microsporidia. The coding region runs from base 1 to 438 and encodes 145 amino acids. The record is from RefSeq and is a predicted model, not a curated record.
AUGGUUAGAAGUGUUGAGAUGUGGGUUUAUGAUAUUUCAAAUCCUGGGAUUAGGAGUAUGUUGGAGUUGGUAUUAGGGAUUAAAGUAACUGGGAUUUGGCAUACUUCAGUGGUGGUGUUUGGACGGGAGUACUACUUCCAGUCUGGUAUUAGGGCGGAUGUGCCGGGGAGUACGCCAUUUGGAACGCCGGUGCGGAAAGAGGCUUUUGGGGAGAGCUUGUUGAGUAGUGAAGAGUUCGAUCGGUUUUUGUUGGAGCAGCAAGCUUUGUUUUCGGAGCAGACGUAUGACUUGUUAGAGAAUAAUUGCAACCACUUUUCUGAUGUUGUGCUGAAAUGUCUGGUUGGUCGGGGGACGCCUGAGUAUGUAAUGGCUCUUUCGGAUUUGCUUAAAGGCAGUCCUUUGGCCAAGAUAGUCAAAACAGCUCUUGGUUCAGCUUAG